CCAGCCACUUCCCUGCCCUGUACCUCGUUUUCAAUCGCGGCGUGGAAACGGUGGGUCUUUUCGCCUUUCCGUCCUUGGUUUCUCCGUCCUCUCACCUAGAAAUGGUCUCCCCUUUCCCUUCUCCUCUCCGCCCCCGUUCCCUCUCGGAACCAUCGACCCCUCGAAAUUAAACCAAGCUCCCCUCCCACCAAUCCACCGGUCAAUGGCGGCCGCCGCGCGCUCCCUCUUCGCCCCCCAGAUCUCCGCCAAACCCUUCAUCUCUCGGUCCAAUUCCGGCUUCCGUGGCUUCUCGCUUCCCCGUUCUAUUCAUGGGAGUUGUAGAGCUCGUGCUGGAUUCCGUAUCCGGUCGUCAUUGCUGGUGGAGACCGAGCAGACGAAAGCUCCUUCCUUGGAGGGGUUUGAAUUCGAUGUGGUUUCGGAGGCGGAGCUGAAGAAGAGGGGGUUCAUGGGGCUGAGGAAGACGAAGCUGGUGUGCACGGUGGGACCAGCGUGCUGUGGCGAGGAGGAGCUGGAGCGGCUGGCGCGGGGAGGGAUGAACGUGGCCCGGCUCAACAUGGGCCACAACACGAGGGAGUGGCACCGGGAGGUGAUCAGGACUAUCAAGAGGUUGAACCAGGAGAAAGGGUUCUGCAUCGGAGUGAUGAUCGACACCGAGGGGAGCCAGAUGCACAUGGUCGGUCAUGGGAGCGCCUCGUCCAUCAAAGCUGAGGAUGGAUCUGUAUGGUUAUUUACUAUAGAGAAGUUUGAGGGUUCUCGUCCUUCCACAAUUCAAGUGAACUUUGAAGGAUUUUCUGAAAGUGUUCUGGUGGGAGAUGAAAUAGUCAUAGAUGGUGGGAUGGCAACUUUUGAAGUCAUUGAGAAGGUUGAGAAUGAUUUGCGUUGCAAGUGCACAGACCCUGGCCUGCUGCUACCUCGAGCUAAGUUAUCGUUCUGGAGGAAUGGGAAACUUGUGGAGAUGAACUCUGGGCUCCCGACCUUAUCAACAAAGGACUGGGCUGACAUUGAGUUUGGAAUAUCUGAAGGAGUUGAUUAUAUUGCUGUCUCAUUUGUAAAGGAUGUUAAUGAUAUCACCAAUUUGAAGAGUUAUCUUUCCACAAGAUCAUCACAGUUCAUUAAAGUUCUAGCGAAGAUUGAGAGUUUGGAAUCUCUCAAGAAUGUAGAAGCCAUUGUAAAAGCUUCUGAUGGGAUAAUGGUGGCACGUGGUGAUCUUGGAGUUCAGGUUCCUCUAGAACAGAUCCCAACCAUCCAACAGGAGCUUACUUAUCUGUGCAGGCAGUUGAACAAGCCUGUGAUAGUAGCUUCUCAGCUUCUUGAAUCCAUGGUUGAAUAUCCGACCCCAACGCGUGCUGAGGUUGCAGAUGUUUCCCAAGCUGCAAGGCAGCAAGCAGAUGCCUUAAUGUUGUCAGGUGAGUCAGCAGUUGGAUCAAAUGCAGAAAAGGCUCUGUCAGUCUUGUGCAUGGCUAGUGGAAGAAUGGAAUUAUGGAGUCGUGAGGAAAACCGGCAAAACCUUCUGUUCCUACCUCAACUUGCAGAGACCUUGCCUGAUCAGAUUUCCGAGCAGAUUUGUAACUGCGCUGUGGAAAUGGCUAAUAACCUCGGAGUUGAUGCCAUUUUUGUGUACACAAAGCAUGGUCACAUGGCAUCACUUCUGUCGCGCAACCGUCCAAACCCUCCGAUUUUCGCAUUCACCGACAAUGCUAAUGCCAGAAAGGGUAUGAAUCUGCACUGGGGCGUCGUCCCACUUGAAUUUCCAUUAUCAGAUGCCAUGGAAGAUAAUUUUAAAGAAACAGUUAGUCUUAUGAAGCUCAGAGGUACUGUGAGACCAGGGGACAUGAUUCUGGUGGUCUUUGACUCUGAUGUUAGCUGCUUAUCUGCCAGACCGGCUGUGUCCCAAUCAAUUCAAGUCCGGAUCGUAGAUUAGGGUGUUUGUUUUUCACUUCAAUAUGUAUUGAAUCAUCUUGUUUUUCAGCAACGUAAAAAUAAAAACAAAUGACUUGUUGGCGAGAAGUGAGAAUAGUUGUAUUUUUACCAGGCAUCCAAUUGUAUCAAGGAAACCUGAGCCAUUGUUUUUAUUGGAAUCUCUAUGUGUGUCUAAAAUUCUAAA
Messenger RNA from Phoenix dactylifera (date palm), 2104 nucleotides. RefSeq names its product pyruvate kinase isozyme A, chloroplastic-like. Gene Ontology annotation, molecular function: potassium ion binding; magnesium ion binding; pyruvate kinase activity. The record is from RefSeq and is a predicted model, not a curated record. Gene Ontology annotation, biological process: glycolytic process. NCBI's taxonomy places the organism in Eukaryota, Viridiplantae, Streptophyta, Magnoliopsida, Arecales, Arecaceae.